This is a messenger RNA of Oncorhynchus mykiss (rainbow trout), 5394 nucleotides long. NCBI's taxonomy places the organism in Eukaryota, Metazoa, Chordata, Actinopteri, Salmoniformes, Salmonidae. The record is from RefSeq and is a predicted model, not a curated record.
UUCUUUUUUUUUCUUGCCUGAGUGACGGUUCCAAAAGCCAACCGAAACGUCAGCAAAAUUGGCUUACUUCCGAUAGCAGACUGGAGAAGGAGGGAUUUUCUCCAUGAAAAGUUUUGACUUCUUUGGUAGGAAGGGGUUGGGGGUUGCGCAUGUCGGCUCUCAGAUGCAUACACUGCUACUGCGACUUUGCGGUUCGGGGCUGUUCCUUUAUGCAUUCCCUUCAUAGCGCAGUCAAGUGGAAAAAAUAUUCUUAAACUUUUUCUUCAGAUUAAAUAUGAAAUGGGAACAGAAGCAUACGCUUUAUUAUGUGGAAAAGAGCAAACAGCCUGCUAUUCGAAGGAAACUCGUGAAGUAACAUGGAUUAGUCAUAUCAGAAUUUUUAGAAUUGUUUGAGGAAUUUUGCACCGUAUCCGAUCUGUAUCAAAUCUAUGGAAAUAGCCGAGCAGGGACGUCGAGAACGGAGCAGCAGUCGUUUCUACGUGAAGUUGAAUUGAAAGAGUGGCUGGGGCUAAGCGACGUGGACCAGCGCCUCUACGUGUUGGAGCGCCUGGAGGAACUGGUGAAGCUACAGGACCAGCAGGAGACCCCCACCGGACCCCCCAGAGACCCCCAUCUCGGUACCUGUCAUGAGCAGCAGAGCCCAGUGAAAGCAGUGCCGGAGGAGCCCAGUGAGAGCAGCCACACAGUUGUUUGUGUUUUGUUUCUGUUCCAUCCUCCAUUUGUCCAUUGUCCUGGUUGGUACUAGUUGGUUCUGAAGAGGGCGAGUCAGAAAAAGGAGAAGAGCAGCAGGAAAUAGCAGUGGAAGUAUGUCGGGGAGAGUAUACUACCAUUGUGACAUUAAUUUUUCUCUCUUUUCCUUCUUCGACUUGGAAGAGAGCCCGGCGGGCGGAUGUCCCAAAGCUGACUUUCUUAUAUUUAUUUAUUUACCACAGAUGUUUCGGAAAAAAGCUUCGUCCUCCUUGAGAAUGAGAAGAAUAUCAGAAAGCAAUAGAUGGAACAUCGACCGCGGGCGCAGUUCGUCCUUCCAUGAGGUGCGUGGUCUUCGGGAGGCUGAGAUGAGGGCGGCGGCCGACGAGACGUCCAGCAGCAGCAGUGGCAGCAGCAACACCGUCCUGCAACGACUCCUCCAGGAGCAGAUGCGCUAUGACGAGGGACGCAACUACCAGCUGGCCAUGCAGGAGCAGCAACGGCAGCGGCAGCAGCAGGAAGGAGGGGUGAGCGGGGGCUACCCGGGCCAGGGAGGCCCCAACGACGACCGGCACGACUCCAUGGUGCCCCACAUCGCACGGCAGGAGCCCCAGGGACAGGAGCUGCAGGCAGACAGUGGCAUGGAGAAACUGGGCUCCCGCGGUGGGGGAAGUAGUGGAGUAGGAGGGAUGAGUGGUGCUGGGGGAGGGAGCGGCCAGGGCCCCAACCCAGAGGACUUACCCACCUACGAGGAGGCCAAGGUGCAGUCGCAGUACUUUCGCGGCCACCCGCACCACCAGCUACAUCAACAACAGCAGCAACAACAACAACAACAACAACAACAACAACAACAACAGUUGCCUCCGUCGGUGGGCGCAGCAUUUUACGUGACUGCCGUAACCAACAAUGGCAAGGUGCGUACGGAGGGGCGUCCCACGGUUCAGCGUCUGAGCAGCGGGGGAAAGGUGCACCAGGACGACGGGCUCAAGGACCUGAAGCAGGGCCAUGUGCGCUCCCUCUCCGAGCGCCUCAUGCAGCUCUCGCUGGCCACCAGCGGGGUCAAGGCCCACGCCCCUGUCACUAGUGCCCCUCUUUCCCCCCAGCUGCCCCCUCCGGGUCCGCCGGGGGACUACUACAAGCCCUCGGGCCAACACCGGGGCCCCCCACCUGACUACCCCUUCAAGAACAUGGGCUCCUCUUCCAAACAGCUGCCGCAGCAUCAGGAACAAGGUGGGCACUAUUACCAGGACCAUCGGCCAAGGGAGCAGGGCAGGAACGAGGUGCCACACGUCCGCUACCAGCCUCCGCCAGAGUACGGCUCUUUCAGGUCCAAUAAGGAGAGCUCCGUCCACUCCCAGAGGUCGGUCCAUCACCACAGCCCCACCUCCUCGGUCACCUCAGUGGGCUCUCUGUCCCGAGCCCAGUCCUCCACCCUCGGUAGUCUCCUCAGCGCCUCCCACCCCUCCCACACACACCCCCACCCCCAGGGGGACCCCUACGCCGCCAUGGCUCCCCGAAGCCCCCAGGGCCCUGGAUCACACCAGGGAGACCCAUAUUGUCCCGGGCCCAUGCACCCUCCAAUUCAGAGGGGCCACAGCUUCCCACACGACCCCUACGGCUCCACCUCCAGGAUGCACCACCAGCAGCACCACCAGUAUCAACAACAACAGCAGCAACAACAACAACUCCAACACCAGCACCAACAGUACCACUCCCAGUCAUCCCAGGGCCACCCUCCCCAGCACUACCCCCACCCCCAGGGGGACCCCUUCGCCAUGAUGUCCCGCGCCCAGCAGAUGGUGGACAUGGUGUCAGAGGAGAACCGGCUGCUCAAGCAGGAGAUGGAAGUGUGCUGCGAGAAGGUCACCAAGCUGCAGAAGUUGGAGACAGAGAUCACGCUGGUGUCGGAGGCCUAUGAGAACCUGGCCAAGUCAUCCACUAAGAGGGAGGCUCUGGAGAAAACCAUGAGGAACAAGCUGGAGCUGGAGGUGCGCAGGCUGCACGACUUCAACAGGGACCUCAGAGAGCGUAUGGAUACUGCCAACAAGCAGCUAGCUGCUAAGGAGUGGGAGGGAACGGAAGACAACCGCAAGACCAUCUCUCAGCUACUCACCCAGAACAAAGAGACGGUGCGUGAGAAGGAGAAGCUGGAGAUAGAGCUGAACUCACUGCACUCUUCCACGGAUGACCAGAGACGACACAUUGAGAUCAGGGACCAGGCUCUCAACAACGCCCAGGCCAAAGUAGUCAAACUGGAGGAGGAGCUGAAGAAGAAGCAGGUAUAUGUGGAGAAGGUGGAGCGCAUGCAGCAGGCCCUGGCCCAGCUCCAGGCUGCCUGUGAGAAGAGAGAGCAGCUGGAGCACCGGUUACGCACGCGGCUGGAGCGGGAGCUGGAGUCACUACGCAUGCAGCAGAGACAAGGCGGCUCCCAGAGCAGCAGCAGUGGUCAGGAGUACAACGUCACGGCUCUGAUGGAGCACCUGAGGGAGAAAGAGGAGAGGAUCCUGGCCCUGGAGGCAGACAUGACCAAGUGGGAGCAGAAGUACCUGGAGGAGAGCGUCAUGAGGCAGUUUGCCUUAGACGCCGCCGCCUCCGUCGCCACCCAGAGGGACACGUCGUCGUCAAUGAUAAGCCACUCCGCCAGCAGCAGCUAUGAGCAGCAGCUGUCAGUGGAGGCUCGUAUCCAGAAGGAGGAGGAGGAGAUCCUGCUGGCCAACCGCCGCUGUCUUGACAUGGAAAGCAGGAUCAAGAACCUGCACGCCCAGAUCAUUGAGAAGGAUGCCAUGAUCAAAGUGCUCCACCAGCGUUCCAGGAAGGAUCCCAACAAGGACCGGGAUGCCGCGGCCACCAUGCGACCCUCCAAGUCUCUGAUGUCCAUCGCCAACACGGGCGGCUCGGGCCUGCUCUCACACAGCUUGGGCCUCAGCAGCUCCCCCAUCACAGAAGAGCGCAAGGACAGCAGCUGGAAGGGCAGCCUGGGAGUUCUGUUGGGUCCAGAGUACCGUACCGAUUCCAUCUCGUCAUCUCCCUCCCCGGUCCUGCCCCUGACAGCAGGCCACUCUAAGACGGGCAGCAGGGACAGCUGCACCCAGACAGACAAGGGCCAGAACCAGGAGGCUAGCAGCAAGCCUAGCACCCCAGCCCUGCAGAGCACGACCCUGCCUAGCCGCCUCUCCAGCCCCAGCCCCGUCUACAUACCUGACCGCAUCGCAGAUGUGCCAGUGUUCCACAGCAGUACCCUGGAGAGGCGUGUCCUGCCACAGUCCCACCCCCAGGCCACAUCAGCCCCUCAACAGGAGGACAACGACAUGGUGGAGAUUCUCAUCUGAACUGAACCAUGUCCUCUAUAGGUCACAGGACAGGAGGACAAUAUGUGUUUGUGCAUAAUCAAUACACACACACACAAACAUUCACAGACACACACUUUCAAAAUAGGUGGAGGAUUGCUUUUUUUGUUUUUUCAACGUUUGGUGUUUAACUAGUUGUCGAGUGACCGAGGGUGUGUUCAAAUGCACAACUUUUUUAGAUGUGCUUUGAUGAACAAUACUUUGUACGGAUUGUGAUUCGGGAGGUUUUAGUGUCAUCAGAGCGAUCAGUGUUGCUGGAGGCUAUUGGUUAACUAGCCCCCUUGGACCAAAUGUAUUGGCUACCAUACGUUGCAUCUAUUGCACUACUUACUUUUUUCACGUUAAGUCUGACUUAGGUAAUCUAUUUAUGUGUAGUAAACAGUACAUUAUUCACCAAUGUUAGACGUGGCACUUGGGUAAUCAGUGAUAUUGUAAACUACAAAACAUUAUUUUAACCUGUAGAUACUGUAUGUAUGGCAUGUGUAUCAUUUAACCGAACUGAAUGGAAUAGGUUUUUAGAAGCCAUUCGGUUACAUGGCACUGCCAGCCAAGGACCACAAUGCACUGUUUAAAGUAUUGGGGGACCGGCCCCCCAUGUCACAGUGGAAAACUUGGGGGAGCGAGACUCACAUUUCUACUGUGGUCCAAUGUGCUGCCUGUGACCCCACUGGAUGGGGUCUGUCUCUUUCGAAGUGCAGCAGUAGAAGAGGUUUGGUGUUCACCGAUGUGCCUAUGCAUCAGUUAAGGUUCUCCACUAUACCUGUUAAGUGUCCUUCAUUCCAGUCAUGCUGGGUUUGAAAUGGUCUUCUGCCCAGACUUGCUUCAAAUGAUAUUAGGCCUGAAAUAGUCCGUUAGGAUUUUAACUACUAGUUUAUGCAAUGAUCAGACAAUCUGGUAAUCAACUGUCUUUCUACACCGAUUGACAUUGUAUUUAUUAAACUAUAUGGCUCUGUUUACAAAGGAAGCCCAAUUCUGGUCUUUUGCCAAUAAUUGGGCAAAAGAUAGGAAUUGGGCUGCCUGGUUAAACGCAGCCUAUGUGGUGAUGUUAGCAGUUGAAAUCCAAGCCAGUUUCACAACCGCACAUGUCCCUUUCUUUUGACCAAAGGUAACAGAAUGAGUUUGUCUGUGGCUUGAUGUGAUAAUGUUAUAUCUAUGAUAUCACAUCAAACUUUCAAACAGUGACUGAAAUAUCCACCCAUAUAACAAUCUAGGUAGCAGUUGUGAGCAUUUUUAAUCCAAAGCCAAAAAUGUGGGACCAAAGAAACACUCCACCAGCCUGUCUCCUGGCCUGACUCCACUAUUGUCUUUAAUGUCAAUAGGUUAAGUGGACAUUUAAAAAAAAAAAAAAAAAAAAUUUUUA